Molecule: messenger RNA, 2097 nt
Organism: Pristis pectinata (smalltooth sawfish)
Lineage: Eukaryota; Metazoa; Chordata; Chondrichthyes; Rhinopristiformes; Pristidae
Product: UV excision repair protein RAD23 homolog A-like
Exons: 9
Coding region: 102-1358 (418 amino acids)
Biological process (GO): proteasome-mediated ubiquitin-dependent protein catabolic process; nucleotide-excision repair
Cellular component (GO): nucleoplasm; cytosol
Molecular function (GO): damaged DNA binding; ubiquitin binding; polyubiquitin modification-dependent protein binding
Source: RefSeq, a predicted model, not a curated record
GUCGCACACUGACGCGAGGCCUGCGUCAACAUGGCGGCUGUCUGAGGCUCUGACACCUGUCGGUCCGGUGGAAAUUUCCAGCAAGUUCCAGAAGGAGCGGGAUGGCGGGGUCGCUCCCCCCCGGGGGAGGAGGGCGCAGGGCGGCAGAGCCGGCCGCCGGCGGCACCACCAUGCUGGUCACCGUGAAAACGCUGCAGCAGCAGACCUUCAAAAUCGAGAUCGACCCCGAGCAGACGGUGCAAGCACUGAAAGAAUGUAUUGAAGCAGAGAAGGGCACCAGUUUCCCUGCUGCUUGUCAGAAGUUGAUAUACGCUGGAAAGAUUUUAAACAAUGAUGUCCAGCUCAAGGAAUACAAGAUAGAUGAGAAGAAUUUCAUUGUUGUUAUGGUAACAAAGCCGAGAGUUGUCUCCACAGAAGUGGGAUCUGUUUCUUCAGUUGGGCCGUCAUCUACCCAGUCACCCAGUCACCCGUCAUCCACCCAGUCACCCAGUCACCCGUCAUCCACCCAGUCACAGUCAGAGGGAGAAAAGCAGGAUACGGAUGAAGGAAGCCAAGCCCAAACCAUAACCAGCUCUGUGUCAAUAUCCAGUUCAAUGCCUUCUUCUGGGAGUGACAUACUCUCUGCCCCAUCAGUCAGUGAUCUACUCCCUGCACAAGUAUCAAUGAUUGAUUUACUCUCAGAACCCAGUUUGCAGACUGACGUGUCUGAGGAUCUGCCCCUUGACAAUGGUAUUAUGACAUCAGUGAGGAGCCCAGCUUACGAGACCAUGGUGUCUGAAAUCGUAUCAAUGGGUUAUGAUCGUGAGCAGGUAGUGGCAGCGUUAAGGGCAAGCUUCAAUAACCCACACAGGGCGGUGGAGUACCUGCUGACGGGUAUGCCUGAUAGUCCAGUGGAGGAGAGUACAGCACCUCAAGAUACUCUUGAAUCUGGUCAAGAAUCUAACCUAGAAACACUAGGUGAGAGCCCUCUGGAGUUCCUCCGUGAUCUACCUCAGUUUCAGAACAUGAGACAGGUACUUCAACAGAACCCAUCAAUGUUACCAGCCCUACUUCAGCAACUGGGGAGAGAAAACCCCCAGCUAUUGCAGCAAAUCAGCCAGCACCAGGAACAGUUCAUCCAGAUGUUAAACGAACCCAUGGACGAGGUUGGUGAGAUUGAAGGGGAGAUGGGAGCGGUUGGAGAGGAUACAUCACAAGCGAAUUACAUACAGGUUACACCCCAAGAAAAGGAAGCCAUAGAACGGUUGAAAGCCUUGGGAUUUCCCGAGGGAUUGGUCAUCCAGGCUUACUUUGCCUGUGAGAAGAACGAAAACCUGGCUGCGAACUUCUUGCUGCAGCAGAACUUUGACGACGAAUAAAGAACAGAAAAGAAAGUCGUAUCAGAAUAUCUUAGACAUGCGAUAAUCUACUCUCCCAGUGUGUAAGCCAUCUUUAACAAAUGAAAGCUUUCAUUCAGCUGUGUGAAUAACGUGGUAGAGACUGUACAUGACAAUUUACGUGGCGGCUAGAAACACAACUAAUUUUAACAAGCAAUGCUGCAAAUUGAAGUAGGAAGGAGGGUUUACUUCAAUAUUAACACAAAAGAAAAAAGUGUAAAUAUAAUUUGUUUACUCAGUUUAAAAAGAUGCUUUUGUGUUAACCUGAUACAAUUCAAAAAAGCACAGCCACUACGUACAGGAGAGGCUGUACCAACUUCCUAAAGAGUGUCUCAAUGUUUGUGAAUUUCGGAACACUAGUCACCUGUGUGAAUAAGAUCCACGAGCCCAGGGCAGACUGGAAUGGAUUUUAUUCUCAAUUGUUAGUGCUCUCCAUAAUUGCCAUGUUCAGUUUUAUGUGUGUGUGUUUAAUGAAAAAUCUGGCAUCAGUGUCAUCUCGUGACAACUGCACGUAACAAAGAAAUGACAAUUACAUUGUAAACUGGUUUAUUCUCACAGCGGCAGUGAUGGACAAGCCUGCAGGGAUUAUUUUUGUAUUAUCUCACGAAAAUGGAUUCUGACUGAUGGGAUAGCAUUUCGUUUACUUCAUUUCAUCAUAUUGCUUUCUUAUGAAGAAGACAAUUGUCUUCAAUUGUUUCUGUGUAAUUAAAAGGUUAUUUUU